AUGUCGGAUAAAGGGAGCAGCAUGGAGGGGAAGACGGACAUAGUGAAUGGCAGCUUGUCCAGCAGCCCGGAGGAGAUGUCAGCUGAGGAGGGCCGAGAAACCUCCUCCGGCAUUGAGGUGGAGGCCUCCGACCUCAGCCUGAGCCUCACGGGAGACGACGUGGGGCCUAACCGCACCAGCGCAGAGAGCCGGGACACAGACACGGAGAGCUCGGGGGAAGAGAAGGACUCUGACAGCAUGGAUGACACGGGCCACUACUCCAUAAACGAGGAGAACCGUGCCCUUGACCGGUCGCACUCGGAGGAGGAAGAGGAGGAGGAUGAAGAGGAGGAGCAGCGGUCCCACCGCCGCGCCCAACGCAAGCGUGCCAACCACGACCAAGACUCCUCUGAUGAUGAGCAGGCCCUGGAGGACUGGGUGUCCUCGGAGACCACGGCGCUGCCCCAGCCCCGCUGGCAGGCGGUCCAUGCCCUCCGGGAAAGGGAGCUGGGCUCCAGCGCCCGCUUCGUCUACGAGGCCUGCGGGGCCCGGGUCUUCGUGCAAAGGUUCCGCCUCCAGCACGGCCUGGAGGGCCACACGGGCUGCGUCAACACCCUGCACUUUAACCAGCGCGGCACAUGGCUGGCCAGCGGCAGCGACGACCUCAAAGUGGUGGUGUGGGACUGGGUCAGGAGGCAGCCGGUGCUGGAGUUCGAGAGCGGCCACAAGAGCAACGUCUUCCAGGCCAAGUUCCUCCCCAACAGCGGCGACUCCACUCUGGCUAUGUGUGCCCGGGACGGCCAGGUCCGGGUGGCUGAGCUCUCCGCCACCCAGUGCUGCAAAAACACCAAGCGCGUGGCACAGCACAAAGGAGCUUCGCACAAGCUGGCCCUAGAACCGGAUUCUCCAUGCACUUUCCUAUCAGCAGGUGAAGAUGCUGUAGUCUUCACCAUUGAUCUGAGACAAGACCGGCCCGCCUCGAAACUGGUUGUGACAAAGGAAAAGGAGAAGAAAGUGGGUCUGUACACCAUCUACGUGAACCCAGCCAACACCUACCAGUUUGCUGUGGGAGGCAGAGAUCAGUUUGUCAGGAUUUACGACCAACGGAAAAUAGAUGAGAAUGAGAACAACGGAGUAUUAAAGAAGUUCUGCCCUCACCACUUGGUGAACAGCGAGUCCAAAGCCAACAUCACCUGUCUCGUCUACAGCCACGAUGGCUCAGAGCUGUUGGCCAGCUACAACGAUGAAGACAUUUAUCUCUUCAACUCCUCUCACAGCGACGGAGCGGAGUACAUCAAGAGAUACAAGGGACAUCGCAAUAAUGCCACUGUGAAAGGUGUCAAUUUUUACGGCCCGAAAAGUGAGUUUGUGGUGAGCGGCAGCGAUUGCGGCCACAUCUUCCUGUGGGAGAAAUCAUCCUGCCAGAUCGUGCAGUUCAUGGAGGGCGACAAGGGAGGAGUGGUGAACUGCCUGGAGCCCCAUCCCCACCUCCCUGUCCUGGCCACCAGCGGCCUUGACCAUGACGUCAAGAUUUGGGCGCCCACAGCGGAGAAUCCCACCGAGCUGGCUGGCCUCAAGGAGGUGAUCAAGAAGAACAAGCUGGAACGGGACGAGGACAGCCUCCACCACACCGACAUGUUCGACAGCCACAUGCUCUGGUUCCUCAUAGCCACGCGACCCUCCAGAGCAGCUUUCAUCUCCAUCUGUUUAUGA
Molecule: messenger RNA, 1692 nt
Organism: Nipponia nippon (crested ibis)
Lineage: Eukaryota; Metazoa; Chordata; Aves; Pelecaniformes; Threskiornithidae
Source: RefSeq, a predicted model, not a curated record